Molecule: messenger RNA, 1622 nt
Organism: Oncorhynchus tshawytscha (Chinook salmon)
Lineage: Eukaryota; Metazoa; Chordata; Actinopteri; Salmoniformes; Salmonidae
Exons: 5
Coding region: 751-1521 (256 amino acids)
Source: RefSeq, a predicted model, not a curated record
UUCAUACGGAUUAUCUUUGAAAGACUCGGUCCUGAAAAAGGGACGUUUCUGUCAUUGACAUGGUACCUUUUUGUGUCGCUCCGUUCCAGACAUGUUAUCCAUCUGCAAACACGGUGUUCCCUGACAUGACCAGUACAGAGGAAUACAAUGCAUGAAAACCGACCGCAUUGAUGGGCCUCACGUUACUCUAUACGUCAUGUGAUCAGUCAGAACAGGAAAAUAAAAAGAAUGCUAUUUUUAGCUCUUGUUGCGGGUUUCGGGGUUUCUCUCCGUUUCGAGAGAUUACCUCUGGACACAUAAGUAGUGUUAUUAGGUGUGGCUCACUGCGAUUGAAGUUACCUGGUGAUUGCAGUCAUGUGGUCGUGAGAUACCCGUGAGAGUUGUUUGUCCUUAUUGUGUGUCUAAAGUCUAAGCUAAAGGCUAAACUCUGUUUUCAGUAGGUCAUGGUGCAACUUCUUUAACAAAGGAAAACCCUUUGUCGUACCAUCACAAGGCAGUUUUUAAAGCGUUUCCCUUAGAGGGUCUGAACUGAGUGGUGAAACAAAAUAUUGGGUGGAGUUUUGUUACAUUGACGUAGGCCUUUGACAUAUUUCAAAGAGCCAGCCUUACUUUAGAUAGAAAAAAACAAAAGGUAAGUACGAGUCGUGGUCACGUCACUCCCAAGAGGCUCUUGGGGCACCAAGAGUAUAUUUACUGUGCACUGUAAUCUUCUCGUCUCAAUCGAGGAAAGACAAGCCGGACAGAGACAACAUGAAGAUGCAGAUGUUGGUGGUGUUGGCGGUAGCAGCCUUGGUCCCCAGUCUGUCUGAGGGACGGAUCCUUUCCAAAUGUGAGCUGAAGAACUUGUUGGAGAAGGAGGCUCUCAAAUUCAACAUGACUGGGGGAACCGGAGUGAAGAACCUGACAAACAACGAUUUUGUGGCUAAAAUCGUCUGCCACGUGGAGAAGGCCUCCGGUUUCAACACCAGUUUUGUGACUGCUUGGAGGGAUGAUGACGGCCCUACCCGCCCUGCCAAGGUUAAUGACCGCCAUCGCCCUGAGCAGCCUCCUAAGAGGGGUAAGAGACACGCCGGGGAUGUUGACCCAACCCACCCUGCUAACAAUGAUAACCACCCUACCCGCCCUAACCAUCCUACCCCUCCUGCCCGCCCUAACUACCCUACCCGCCUUACCCUUCCUACCCGCCCUGAGCAGCCUCCUAAGAGAGGUAAGAGACACGCUGGGAAUCACUUCACCUCAGGAGAGGAAAACUCCAGCGAAGAAGAGACCAUGGGGACCCUCUACGGCUUGUUCCAGCUGAGCGAUCGUGUGAUUUGUUCCUCGGGCUCAUCUCCAUCGUUGAACCUUUGCCAGAUGAACUGCAGUGCUUUGAUUGACGACGACAUAAGUGAUGACUUUAACUGUGUGAAGACUAUCAAACAGACAAUGGAAAGUGGUCGCGGUCAACAAACAAAGGCUCUAAAGAGAAUGAUCCAGCUGCUCUUCCAGAAGGAAUGUGUCCCCACGGUGACCUCCAGCUAAUUCUCCAAGUGUUGAAGUGUUGCGGUGUUAGACAACAAUCCCCCAACUGCAAAAAGAUCCGAAUUGGGCUGCCUGUGUUAAUACAGCCAUUGUGUGAAUUU